UCAGCAAUAUGUACCAUGAUCUUUCAGUUACUAGUGGAUUGGACACGGGGAAAAAAUCUUAUUAUCUCAAGUGCUGCUAGUACUGUAAAUGAACUGAGAGGGCCAUAUGAUGUUGCAAAUGUAUCCACAUUGCUAGGCCUCUCAAUGGAACGAGCUAAAGAAGCUAUUUCUAAGAACUGCAGGGCCCUCAUGGCUAAGUCUUUGAGGAAAAAACAAUGGUUCAAGGAGGCUAUAAAAAUUGAAAGGAUUUCACCUGGCGAACAAUUGAACUCUAAAGGGCAAUGGCUUGUAGACUUGCACAAUUGGGAUGACAUCUCUAGUGGUGAGGGUGAUCUAGUGUUGGAUGAUAUUAAAAAGCUUUUUUCUGCAUCUACUAGAGCACCCAAAACUUCAAAAGCCAUUGAUUUUAUUUCAAUAGCAAAAGGCAUGCUGCCAAACAAUAUGCAGUUAAAGAAUUUGGUGUCUGGCAGUGGUGCAGAGAUGCAGACAACAACAGAUAAUACUGCAGAGCUGUUAUCCACGGCGAAGGAAUCCAGGGGAUCAGAUGUUUCUGAUGAGAUCUCCAAACACUCAAGUGGUCCUAGUGAAGAUGCUACACUUACUUUCAUGCCAUCAAAGCUUCAAACUGUUGGUUCUGAAGAUCAUUUAGAUUGCUUACCAAAUGAAAAAUUGGCAGCUCUCCCUGAUGACAUGGAAAUGGAGUCCACAAAAGAUUUGAGCAAAGUGGCAAAGGGUUUGGGAUGGUCGGAUGUAGUUCCAGUAGUAGUUGGAACAACAUCCCUUGAUUCAUCAUCACAAGAAUGCAUCACUAACCCGGAGACAGUUCCUGGGUUACGACAUAAAACAGUAUUGCUUGCUGCUACUGUUGAGGACAUUGAAACUUCAACCACAUUUGAUUCAGAGUCUAAAGUUUUACCAUCAAAAGAUUCUAUCGCUAUUACAGAAGGUAAUCUCAUGUCACCCAUUGAUGUGAUAGAAGAUUCCACUGAUAUGCAAAUUGAUCUUUUUGGUGAAGAUUAUGAAAGGCCAAAAUGUGUAGAUUUGGGUCCACCAGAUGUUCCAACAAAUGAAGUGUUAGCCGGGACAGACAGGUGGGAGCAGACAGACUUCGUUUCGGUCGCAUGUGAUGCCCCUUUGCCCAGUGAUUAUGCAGAUAGGGUACCCCGUGAGGAAUCUGGAAAUGCAAUACCUCUACUUGGAGAUGCAAUGCAACUUGUGGCACCUUGUGGUGGAACACAAGGAGAUUCGGUCCAGGUUGCAGAUGAUCAGCCACCUGAGGAAGUUUUAGUUGAAAUGGGAAAGCAAAAGGAUGAAUGUUCAAUUGACACCAACCUGGCUGAAGAAGGUAUAGUUGAAAUGGAAGAGCAAAAGGAAGAACAUUCUAUUGACAUCAAUCUCCCAACACUGGACAAGUUUAAAACAGGUAAAAGCAGAUUCCGAAGUGUAUAUUAUCAAUCUUUCCCAUUUCCUCUCAAGCGCCUGUUGAAGCCUGUACUUUUUAAGAAGAAAUAUCGUAAACUGAAAAAAAGAUGAAAAUGAUGUAAUUUUUUUUUUUUUUUUUUUUUAAAUCAUUAUAGUUGAUCAAUACAAUUAAAGAGGAAUAGCUGAUGAUAUUUCCUAUCUACUGCUAGAAUGGUUUGAAGAGUUGUGGGUGCCCUAUGUAGAAUACCCAAUGCCAUAACAGAAAAAAUGAUUGGAUGGAUUAAGGGAUACCUCAUACAGCUUAUUCUGAUGGUCUGGGUCAAUGUUACAGACGACAUUUGAUCACCUGUUUGUGUGAUUGGGACAUAAAUUUCUUCAUCAUGAUCUUAAGUUGCCCUAUUGGGAGUUUGAAUAGGCCAUCUUCUUAGAAGCUAUUUUACAUAUUUGGGGACCAGAUGAACUUGGACUACGAGGUUUCCUCUGUAAUUAUCAGUGAGGAAGUUCUGAAUUGAUUUAGAG
Molecule: messenger RNA, 1941 nt
Organism: Macadamia integrifolia
Lineage: Eukaryota; Viridiplantae; Streptophyta; Magnoliopsida; Proteales; Proteaceae
Exons: 3
Coding region: 16-1533 (505 amino acids)
Biological process (GO): tRNA processing
Cellular component (GO): nucleolar ribonuclease P complex
Molecular function (GO): RNA binding
Source: RefSeq, a predicted model, not a curated record